AUGUCAGGAACAGAAAGCAGUGGUAUUGAGGUUGCUGAGGAGGGUCCCUCUGAGGUUGUAAUUCAUACCCCUGUUUCUCGGAGAACUCGACAGCAGACACACACAACAGCUCCCCUGCGGCAGGGAGUUGGCAACGAUGGGCCGGUGUAUGUAAAGGUGCCUUUUUCAGUUACCGAUUUGAUGGCUUGGAAACAGGCAGCCGGACUUUAUAGAGAAGAUCUGGAAAGAGUAGGAAGAGUGGUGGAUACUCUAAUUAGAACGCAGGACCCAGACUGGAGUGAUUUGCAGGUGGUUUUAGAUAAUUUAUUGGAUGAUACAGAAAAGCAAAUGGUGUUGAAAGCAGUAUGGGAAACAGAUAUCCCUGGCAAAUCAAAACUGGCAGAGCCUGUUAAAGUAGAAUUAAAAGAAGGGGCAAAACCAGUUAAAUUGAAACAAUAUCCAAUUAAACCAGAAAUCAGACAAGAAUUGAAGAAAUUAAUUGACAAGUUCUUGAAGUAUAAGAUUUUAGAGGAAUGUGAAUCUGAAUACAAUACUCCUAUCUUACCAGUCAGAAAACCGUCCGGAGAAUACCGGCUGGUACAGGAUUUAAGAGCAGUGAAUCAAAUAGUCAAAGAUAUUUACCCAGUAGUAGCAAACCCAUAUACAUUACUAACCUCGUUAAAAGAGACCUAUCAGUGGUUUACAGUGCUUGAUCUAAAAGAUGCUUUCUUUUGUAUACCCUUGGAAAAAGAAAAUAGAAAACUGUUUGCUUUUGAGUGGGAGAAUCCACAGACUGGACAAAAGAUGCAGUUAACGUGGACAAGGCUACCCCAAGGAUUUAAAAACAGUCCGACAAUCUUUGGAAAUCAGUCGGCAAGAGAACUUGAGAUAUGGAAACAAAAGAAACCAAGGCCUGGACAUCUACUGCUACAAUAUGUGGAUGAUAUACUGAUUGCUACAGAGGAGAAGUCAACUUGUAUCCAGGUAACAAUAGAUCUUUUGAACUUUCUGGGACUAAAUGUGUACAAGGUAUCCAGGAAAAAGGCCCAAAUAGCUUGCCAGACUGUAAUAUAUCUGGGCUUUGAAAUUUCUAAAGGACAGUGA
Molecule: messenger RNA, 1083 nt
Organism: Tauraco erythrolophus (red-crested turaco)
Lineage: Eukaryota; Metazoa; Chordata; Aves; Musophagiformes; Musophagidae
Source: RefSeq, a predicted model, not a curated record